Molecule: messenger RNA, 1393 nt
Organism: Quercus lobata
Lineage: Eukaryota; Viridiplantae; Streptophyta; Magnoliopsida; Fagales; Fagaceae
Product: pathogenesis-related genes transcriptional activator PTI6-like
Exons: 1
Coding region: 465-1367 (300 amino acids)
Biological process (GO): regulation of DNA-templated transcription
Molecular function (GO): DNA-binding transcription factor activity; DNA binding
Source: RefSeq, a predicted model, not a curated record
CACCUUUCUUCUCGUUUUCUUCUUCCUUCUCACUCUCUAACUCUCUUUCUCUCUCUCCCCCAUUUGUCACAGCCUGCAAGGGCCUCUCCUUCCCGCCAAAAGCCCAAUAUCCUAAUUAACUUUUUGGGGUCGUCUUAAUAAUUACCUAUUGGUUCUUCUCUCUCUCUCUCUCUCUGCUAAAUAUCUUUUUGUCCAUCCAUCUCUGUGUAUUUCAAGUACAUGAUUUCAAAGUCAUCUCCUUUUCUUGCUGGGAUAUCUACAAAAAGAUUUCUCACUCCAGAUAUACAAUCAGUACCACUGUCUUUUCUCUUUUUCUUUUUCAAUUUCGCUUCCAAGAGGAAUAUAUAUAGAAUUAAAGAAUCUUCCUCUUUGCCUUCGCUUCUUUUUUCUCAGUCUAUUUCUUCUUUGUCCCAACUAUAUGCUUUUUCUACCUUCUCUGCUUUUUCUCUACAACAACAAGUACCAUGAUAAGUUUCGAUGAUCCUCGAUACUCAUCCACCGUGCAACCCCACAGAGUGAAAUACUCAGAACACAAAGUGACCACAAGCAAGCUCGUCCCUGACCCAAAAGCCAUGACUUCAAAACUCGUGAGGAUCAUACACACCGACCCCUACGCCACAGACUCUUCCAGCGACGACGAGCCAGAACGGAGACCAGUACGGAGAAUCAAACGGCUCGUCAGAGAGAUCAGCUUCGAGCUCCCAUCGCUUCCCUCGAGCUCACAGUUGCCAAAGCAAGAAGUACGCAAGAAGAGACCAGCUAGAUCGACGGAAUCCGCCGCCGUAACUCGCCGGAAAAAGUUCAGAGGCGUCCGGCAAAGACCGUGGGGUCGAUGGGCCGCUGAGAUCCGAGACCCGACUCGGAGAAAACGGGUCUGGCUUGGUACCUUCGAUACGGCGGAGGAAGCUGCUUCUGAGUACGAUAAAGCUGCGGUUAAGCUCAAGGGUCCUAACGCCGUUACCAAUUUCCCUAACUCCGUUAUGACGGAGACGUCUGUUGACGUGGACAGUGUCAAUUGCAAGGAGAUCGAUUCUCCUGCCUCGUCUGACGUGGCUUCCUCAUCUCCCACCUCAGUUCUCCGUUACGAGGAAUCGUCGCCGUCCGAUGACCUCGGGAUCGGAGACGUCGAUGUUUUCGGGUUAGAUUUUGACGUGCCGUUAAAUUUGACGAAUCUUGUUUUGUCAAAAAAGCCCUUGGUCGAGGAGGUGAAAUUAGAGUUCGAUGACUUUGGUUUCGGGGACGUCGAUGCUUUCGGGUUUGGUAUUGACGGGCCGUUAAAUUUGACGGAUUUCAUGUUGUCUAGAAAGCAAUUGGUCCAGGAAGAGGAAGAGUUCGGCGAGUUUGACGUCGAUUCGUUCUUAGUAUAAUAAUUUCAUCUUCUUAAAAAAAAAAA